GGCGUGUUGGCGCGCUCGGUCGUGCUUGCCGCGUCUCCAUGUCUGGCUUGCAAUUUACGAAUUCAACUUGAACCCAACUCAGCGCCAGAAACACGCGGCCUGCGCUGGAUAUGGGGCCUUGGGGGGGCAGAUUCCCUUGGUCCCACCUGCCGUGUCAUCAGCGUGGAUGGAUGGUUCCCUUGUUGCGGUUGUGCCUUCCGCCGUCACUCGUCAUCGCCCAUGCUAAAGUACCUACGUCUAGGUGCCUGUAGCCUGCCCCGGCUUUCAUUGCUCGCUGCCAAGCAAGUUAGGUUGCCUGCCAGGAAGCAAGCCAGGAGGGUCCCCCAGUGGAAUUUUCCAUUGCGCGCCCAAUCAAUUGCCAUGGUUUUGCCGUGCCAUUGAUCGUCUCCAUGCAGGCCCGUUGUAAAUCUUGAAGUCCGCCGGUGUUUACUGCGAGAACGAAACAACAGAAAACUUCAAGUUAACCGAACCGCCGACAUCGAUCAGACAACCUACAGUACCUUGACCACCGUUCCGGCACAAACCAAGAAGAAACAACAAUGGCCGCCAUCGGAUCCCUCAUUUUCUGCACAGACUGCGGCAACCUCUUGCCCGUCUCCAAGGGCAGCGAAAAGAACAUUCUUCACUGUGAAUGCUGCGGUGCCGAAAACAGAGAUCGUCCCUCCAGAACCGUCGUGACCAAGUCCAAGCCGUCCGAUUUCCCCUCGCUUUUGCGCCAGAAGCUGGAUAUCGUCCAGACCGUCGUAAGGCACGAGCUCAACACGGAGAGAAUCGACUCCAACACAGAAUGCCCCAAGUGCGGCAAGCGCGGUAUCCGUUACUCGGAAGUUCAGCAGAGAAGUGCCGACGAAGGCUCAACAAUUCUGUACAACUGCGACUGCGGAGAGAGAUGGUCGGUUAACAACUGAGUGCAAAGAAGAUUGCUGCAAUUGGAUUUACAAAAUUGGGAAUGCUGUUUGGGUCGCAUUGGUUUGGUUUGGAUCCAACGACAUAUGGGACAGCUUACUAGCACCAGCAUUGGCAAGCCGAGCUUUAGUAACGACGGCUUUCUUUGCCUUGUUACAACUACUACAACUACAACAACGAUACCCCUUCUUUUUGUCAGGACCGACGAUCAGUCGCAUUGGUAUAAUCCUGAGAGAGAGAGAAAGACGCAUAAACUUUUUGAAAUACCCUUCCAUCCAUCCAUCCAUGAUUCGCCCCAGAAAAGAAAAAGAAACAAGCAAUCAACGAACGCAAUCAACGAACCAACAAGAGAAACUCAAAGUCCCAUCUUUUACGACGCCUUGCUAGCAACCUCGGGUAUCAACGCGUACUCAGCCUGGCCGCUCUGCUCAAACUCGGCCAUAUCCAGCGCAACAAUCACACUCUCGCGAACGACCUUCUCCUUGUCAUGGAGGAACUUGAGCAGCGUCUCCUCGACCCCUUCCUCAUCACCCAGACUGCCC
This is a messenger RNA of Neurospora crassa OR74A, 1448 nucleotides long. RefSeq names its product DNA-directed RNA polymerase I polypeptide. Gene Ontology annotation, cellular component: RNA polymerase I complex. The coding region runs from base 540 to 908 and encodes 122 amino acids. Gene Ontology annotation, biological process: DNA-templated transcription; termination of RNA polymerase I transcription. The transcript is spliced from 3 exons. The record is from RefSeq and is a predicted model, not a curated record. Lineage: Eukaryota; Fungi; Ascomycota; Sordariomycetes; Sordariales; Sordariaceae. Gene Ontology annotation, molecular function: DNA-directed RNA polymerase activity; nucleic acid binding; zinc ion binding.